AUUAUAAAAUAUUUGUGAAAUUCUCUUAAAAGAGAAAUUUCUAUCAAAUAUGUUGCACUUAGGAAAAAGAAACAAUCCAUUUCCUUGUUUCAUAUCACCGACUAUAGCAAAUCAAUUGAAAUAUCAUCAAAUUCAAGGUUUGAGAUUUUUGUACAAGAACUUUAUAAAUGUGUGUAAGAAAAAUGAUCAAGGAAUAAUUUUAAAUGACGCCGAAGGGCUAGGGAAACGAGUCACAAUUGCAGCUUUAUUACAUGCUUUCAUAACAAACAGUUCUAAAAUAAUCUCUUCAGUGUUAAUUUUGUGCAUGAGCAAAUCUCAAAGCGAAAAAUGGAUGUACAUAUUGCACACGUUUGCGGGACUUGAAACUAUCUCUGUAUCUGAUUUUGAAAAAUUGAAAAAAGGAAUUGUAAUAGAGUGUAUAAAAUCUAGUCAUUUUGAAUUAAAUUGUAAUUCUUCUUUCAAAGACUUCAAUUGUGUUAUAUUGGAAGUGACCGAUUCUAUUAAUUGGAAUAUGUUAAAAAAAAUAAUGUGUCCCGUAAGAACUCGAAAAAAAAUAAUAGUUACUGAUACGAAGUUACGUGAUGACUUACUAAAACUUUGGUCUUGCAUUAGCUGCAUAGAUCCUGAACUGGCGGGAGAUCAGUCAUAUUUUCUUCAGAAAUUUGAACACAAAGAUUUCAAAUAUGAAAUGAUUUUAUCUGCCAGAUUACGAAAUAUUUUAUUAAGAAGAGAACUAAACGAUAUAGAUUAUAAAGAUUUUCCAAUAGUCGACGAAAAGGUAACUGAAAUGGAGUAUAAAGCAUGGAAAAAAAAUAAACAAUUCAAAUUAGUAUUAUCAGAUUCACAAUCCAGUAAUUCAACCAGUGAUAAUAGUCAAAAGAGCAGUACAGAUUCCGAUACAUUCAAAAUACCUAACUUACCUUCUAUUAACAAUGAAGAUGAGAAUGUUUCCAAUUCUAUAGCUACAAAUAAUAAUAUAAAGCAUCUUACUUAUGUUGUUUCUACACCAUUGUCAGAUGAAUCAAUUAUGCCUGAAAACGAUGGCAUUCAAAGCCAAAACACAAGUAAUUCCAAAAAAAGUUUCCCCAAAGAUAUUGUAUCAGCACGAGUAGUGUCUCCAUCAGAUUACACUUCAGAUGAAACUUUUGAAGCCUUGAGUUUGAUAUUUCCAAUAACACAAAAUUGUAGAAAAAGGAGAUCACCAAGAAAAAGAAAAGCAGAGACUCAUCGAUGGCUAGCAUGCUCAAAAGAUAAAAUUUUAAAUGAGAAAAUUGAUUUAAUGCUUAGUUCUGAUGAUAGCAGCUCCGAAUUAAGUCGUGAGGUUAUAAAUCAUAACACUAGUGCUAAUAAAAGCAUUGAUCAAAGUGAUAAUGAAAUUUCAAUUGGUUCUAAAACCAAUAAUUCAAUGUGUUCAACUAUAUACCAAAGAAAUAACAAAGUACAGAUAAGUGAGACUGAAAGCAUCUUAGAAAAUAUUUUUUUCUCCUGACAGAACUAUUAUAGCUAGCGACAUCAUAGACAGUUUAGUUUCCAUUAUUUUCACUAAUAAUUUAAUUAAUAGGUGAUUUUAAUCUUAAAUUGGGCACUAUGAGA
Messenger RNA from Ctenocephalides felis (cat flea), 1593 nucleotides. Its product is annotated as DNA repair and recombination protein RAD54-like. Gene Ontology annotation, molecular function: ATP-dependent chromatin remodeler activity; ATP binding. The transcript has 5 exons. Lineage: Eukaryota; Metazoa; Arthropoda; Insecta; Siphonaptera; Pulicidae. The record is from RefSeq and is a predicted model, not a curated record. Bases 50 to 1489 code for a protein of 479 amino acids.